AUGCAGGUUCAGCAGAACCCAGAAUUCCUCGGCUCGCAGCAAGUUACCGAAAGAACUCAGAGCCUCUUUCGCCCAGUUAAUUCGAUGAGUGAUCCGCGUGUGGCGAAGGGCAGCACAUGGGCUCGGGAAGCAGGCGGAUCCAACUAUGGCCGCUCCCUGGGGCUGACGAAUACCAGGACUCGUGCACUUCAAAACGCUGCACGAACGGGUGUUAGCGACCUAAUGAGCAUGGUUCCAGAGAGACCGUCGCUGCCAUCAAUUCCUGUCCAAACUGCUCCCUACCUUGAGGCGUAUCCAGAUAAAAUCGAAGAGGCUGGCGCCUGCACCCAGACAGACCCUAUGCUUGAAAUCAAGGAACCUGCCCCCUACGUUCCGCCGCCCCAGGGUAUCGAUGUGUCUACACAGAUAGAAGAGGGCGAUCUCUUUGACUUUGAUAGAGAGGUUCAGCCGAUCCUGGAUGUGCUAGUCGGCUCUGUGCUGCAGCAAGCUCUCAGGGAAUUUUCAGACGAAGAAGAGUUGCGAUUGAUUCGCAUAGCCAGAGACAAGGUGCGGCAGCGCCGUGCUGCAGAGCUUCAGGAAGUCCGUCGCUUAGAGGAGGCAGAGCGUCGCAGAAGAGCCGAGAUUGUCAAGCGCCAGGUUGAAGACCUCAGGAGAAAGGAGCUUGAGGAGGCCGUUGCCCGCAAGAUGGCUGCCCAAACAUUUGCCACAGCAUAUGCUGCUGAGUUGGAAAAGGAUGCUGUGGACUCAAUUGAAACACGUGGCGGAUUUAUUUCGCCAUUGGAGGCAGCAGUGACCGGCAGCUUCGUUCCGUACAUCGUCUCUACCUCUAUUACAAAAGCGAAGGCUAGGGGCCGCAUUCAUUCUAUCUUGCGCUGCAUCAUAGAAGAGGCAGUCAGGACAGGACUCUCCAUGGAAAGUUAA
Molecule: messenger RNA, 921 nt
Organism: Giardia duodenalis
Lineage: Eukaryota; Fornicata; Diplomonadida; Hexamitidae
Product: Radial spoke protein 3
Exons: 1
Coding region: 1-921 (306 amino acids)
Cellular component (GO): cilium
Source: RefSeq, a predicted model, not a curated record